AUGGCGCUGAAUGGGACACUCAUGCCCUUUCUGUAUCCCUGCCUCCACACGAGUAGAGGCAAUGCGCCGCGCGCAUUGAGGAGGUGGCUACAACUAGGACGACCGACCACAAAUACACAAUGUCUGUCCACGAGACAUAUUGCAACCGUUUCUAGCACAAAAGGAGGCUACGAAGACGAGAGCUUCGAUGACACACCCGAGAGCGAACUUGACCGCUUGGAUCCACCGCCAGACUCGUACUCGAUCACACCUUUCACUGACCGAUGUUCGAUCGUCCUCCACGCAGGUAGUGGAGGCCACGGCUGCAUCAGUUUCUUGCGCGAAAAGUACAUCGAAAACGGCCCACCUAAUGGCGGCGAUGGAGGAACUGGAGGAAACAUCUACAUUCAGGCGGUGCAAGGCGAGACAUCAUUGCACAAGCUUGCGCGACGAGGAAUACUAAAAGCUGGUCGUGGGAAGAAUGGCCAAGGAAAAGGUCAGGGAGGAACCAGAGGAGAAGACAUCUUGAUCACAGUGCCCGUGGGUACGAUUGUCCGAGAAGUGUGGCGACACGACCCUGUGGCAGAGGAAGAGGUGGCAGACAAGAGGGCAAAAGCCAUGGGAGCAGACGCCGUCUUCGAUGAUGAGCCCGGCGUUGUCGACAACACUCGCAAAUGGAGGCGCGACAAAUGGUUGCUGUUCCCUGGUGCCAUGCCUCAAUCCUUCACAUCCGCAGAUUUCCCUCCUCUACCACGUCCGAGAAGAUCGCAGAUUGCAAUGGCACAGCCCCCGGCACCUAUACGUUUGGAUUUGGACACUCCAAUGGAUACUCCUCAGCUGCUUGCUGCUGGUGCAAUGGGCGGUUUGGGCAAUCCACACUUUGUCACAAAGAGCAUCACUCGUCCCAAGUACGGCACAAAGGGUGAUGAGGGCAUGAAGGUCGAGAUCCAGCUCGAGCUCAAACUGCUUGCCGACGUCGGUCUCGUUGGUCUCCCCAAUGCUGGAAAGAGCACUCUGCUACGAGCCAUCACCAACAGCCGCGCACGUAUCGGCAACUGGGCCUUCACAACCCUGCAACCAAACAUUGGCACCGUUGUCCUCGACAACCACAAAGGCCGUCCUCUGGUUCCCACCUCAAGCACUAAAAAAGGCCCUGCUCGCACGAACUUCACCAUCGCCGAUAUUCCCGGUCUGAUCGAAGACGCCCACCUCGAUCGUGGUCUAGGUCUCGGCUUCCUCCGCCACAUCGAACGCGCUGGCAUCCUAGCCUUUGUAGUCGAUCUCAGUGCCGGUGAUGCAAUUCAAUCCCUCAAAGGCCUCUGGAAAGAAGUCGGUCAAUACGAACUCCUCCGCGACCGCGAAGUCAACGCCGAAACCGAACGCCGCGUUGAAGAAGAAAAAGAAAUGGUGCGCUACUCACCACUAGUCCAAGCUGAAGCCCCCAAUGUUUUCGAAGAUGGCUCUGUGUUGUUCAAUCCUGAUGGGUCGCGUGUUCUUCCUGAACUCAAGUUGCCGCCUAUCUCGUCAAAGCCUUGGUUGGUUGUUGCUACCAAGGCUGAUUUGCCAGAAACGAGAGAGAAUUUUGCGGCUUUGCAGGCUUAUUUGAAGAGUAUCUCUGAAGGAGAGACGGUACAUCCUAGUGGAAAGAAGAAUGCUUGGAAGAAAAAGCUUCAUGCUAUUCCUGUCAGUGCUAAACUGGCUCAGGGUGUCGAGAGGAUCACUCCUAUUGUUGUUGAUCUCCUGGAGAACUGA
Molecule: messenger RNA, 1731 nt
Organism: Aureobasidium melanogenum CBS 110374
Lineage: Eukaryota; Fungi; Ascomycota; Dothideomycetes; Dothideales; Saccotheciaceae
Product: GTP-binding protein Obg
Exons: 1
Coding region: 1-1731 (576 amino acids)
Cellular component (GO): mitochondrion
Molecular function (GO): GTPase activity; GTP binding
Source: RefSeq, a predicted model, not a curated record